Molecule: messenger RNA, 2817 nt
Organism: Dictyostelium discoideum AX4
Lineage: Eukaryota; Evosea; Eumycetozoa; Dictyosteliales; Dictyosteliaceae
Product: PAP/25A-associated domain-containing protein
Exons: 2
Coding region: 1-2817 (938 amino acids)
Biological process (GO): RNA metabolic process
Molecular function (GO): poly(A) RNA polymerase activity
Source: RefSeq, a predicted model, not a curated record
AUGUUCAAAAGAAAGAAACCUCGUCAGAAUAGUGCUUCUACUUCACCAUCUUCAUCACCACCAAAUCAAGGUCUAUCUGGUAUUCUCCCAAGUGAACUAAAUCAAAAGAUUCUCCAACAACAACAACAACAACAACAAUCUUCUGAUAAAGAACAACACAAAGAUAAUAAAGAUCACCAACAACAACAGCAACAACAAAAAGAUAGUAAAGAACCAUUAAAAGACAACAAAGAAAAUAAUAAUAUCAGUGAUAACAAUAAUAAUAAUAAUAAUAGUAAUAAUAGUAGCACUGGUAGUAAUAAUAAUAAUAAUAAUAAUAGUAGUACUAUUAAUAAUAAUAAUAAUAGUAGCACUAGUAAUAAUAAUAAUAAUAAUAAUAAUAAUAAUAAUAAUAAUAGUAAUAAUAAUAAUAAUAGACGUGAAAAAGAUCGUGAUAGUAAUCGUGAAUCAAAUAAGGAUAAAGAUCAUGGAAGAAAGAAAAAGAAUAAAUCUAAAAGAUCUUCACCAACCAAUUCAUCUCCAGAGAAUUCCCCAUCACCAAAAUCAUCUCCACCAUCACCAUCCAUAGCAAUAACACAAAAUAAUAACAAUAACAACAAUAACAAUAGUAAUAGUAAUAAUAAUAAUAAUAGUUCACCAUCUUCUUUUUCAAAAUCACCAUCUUAUCCAAAGAAAUAUCAAAAGCCAAAUAUAAUACCAACUGACAAGAUAAAAGAAAAGAUUAACCAAACUGAUGACCACCACUCUAACAAAGAAUUUUCAAUGAUUCACGAUAGUGAAGAUGAUAAAAAAGAGUCUUCAAUGACACAACCUCCAUCACCAAAGAAAACAUCAUCAUCUUCAUCAUCAUCUUCAUCAUCUUCUUCAUCAUCUGCAUCACAAACACAAACACAAUCACCAUCUCUACCAUCAACCCAAUUGCCAACUACCACACAACAACCUCAAUCAAUUCAAACAUCACAACCAUCAACUACUACACAACCACAGCCACAACCACAACCAAUUUAUAAUAUUUCACAAGAAAACUUUUUACCACUUUUUGAUAAUUCAAAAUCAUCAGUAGAAAAACAAACGCUUUCAAAUAAUAACAAUAACACCAAUAACCAUAAUAAUAAUAAUAACAAUAAUAAUAAUAAUAAUAACAAUAAUAAUAACAAUAAUAACAAUAACCAGUACAAUAGUCAACCAUUUUCAUAUAAUAAUUCAACAUUUAAUUUUUCAAAGAAUAAAUAUCAUGGUAAUCAUGGUAAUCACCAUAAGAGAAAUGAAAAACCAAUUCAUAUUCCAUUAUGGUUAGAAGGACAUUAUACCAGUAAGGAUUUAUCAAGUUUAUCAUUUAAUAGAGAGAUUGAAUUGUUUUCACAAUGGUUGGAACCAAGUGAGUUGGAGUCAAGAAUACGACAAAAGAUAAUAAGAGAUUUGGAUGCUAUAGUUAAAUCAAAUUGGCCAAAAGCAAAUGUAGUGGUAUUUGGUUCCUUUUCUUCAAAUCUAUUCAUUCCUUCCAGUGAUAUUGAUAUUCAAAUCUCUGGCAUUAACAAUGCUGAAAGUGUAAAUAAAUACAAUCAAAAUCCAAUUAGAGACCUCUUUGAUAUAAUAAUUAGAAAUCAUCAAGACUCUUUCAUAAAUGUACGGAAUAUUUUCGGUGCUAAAGUUCCAAUCAUUAAAAUGACAAGUUCUCAUUCCCACUACAAUAUUGAUAUUUGUUUUGAUACUCCAAAUGGUAUUGAAAAUACUGCUGUUGUUAAAGGUUUAUUAAAACAAUAUAAAUCAAUGAGAACAUUACUUUUAAUAAUAAAAUUCUUUUUACAUCAAAAUAAUUUAAAUGAAACAUAUACUGGUGGAAUUGGAUCAUAUGCCUUGGCAUUGAUGGUAGUUAGUUUUAUACAACUUCGAUAUGUACCACAUCAAUAUCGUUGUCAAUCACCAACUAGUAAGAUUAGAAGAGAAUAUAGACAUGCAGGUGAUGCAACUGAUUAUGGCUCAAUGUUAAUUGAGUUUUUAGAACUCUAUGGAAGAUCAUUCAAUUACUCACUCUAUGGAAUCAGUUUAGAGAAUGGUGGAUACUAUUAUAAAAAGGAAGAACAAUGGGGUACAAGUUUAACAUUAAUCGAUCCACAUGAUAGAGAUAAUGAUGUCGGUAAGAGUAGUUUCAACAUUCCAUUCAUUAGAGGUGUACUUUGUAAUAGUUUCUUAAAGUUGGUCUCAAACGAUAUGAUAAAGGAUCAAUAUUCCCGUUUCUCUUUCCCAACUCAACUCUCUAAAUUCAUCGAGGAGCGUUUGGUUGAUCAAAUCGCUAGAGAGAGAAAAAAUAUUGUGAAAUAUGCAAAACAAUUAGAAGAUGAAAAAUUGUUACCACAAUUAGUUUCAAUGGAUGACCUUUUGGUUAAAACUCCACCAUUAGUAAUCAACCUAUUGGAUGAGGAUGAGGAUGAGGAGGACGAAGAAGAUCCAAGACAAAUUCAUAGCGAUGAAGAUAGUCAAGAUGAAGGAAAUAAUAAUAAAAAAUCAAAAGAUAAAAAUAAUCAAGAUAGUAACAAAAAGAAUGGUAGUAGCAGCAGCAGUAGUAGCAGUAGUGGUGAAGAGUUUUCAGAAUCAUCUCAAUCACAAAACGAAUGUUCAGAUAUACAUAGUUCAGGAUAUUCAGAAUAUUCAUCUUCUGAUUCUGAUGAUAGUAAUUCUUCCCACACAAACUCUGAUGACUCUGAAGGAGAAUUUUCAUCAAAAACAAAGAAUGAUAAAAAAAAUAAUAAUGAUAACCACCCAAAUGGAAAAGAUAUUCCACAAAAAUUAAAAGAGUCAAUAGGUUUCCCUUGGUAA